UUCACUGCGACUCAAGGAAGGAACUCCAUUCUAGCCUUGUUGUUAUUAUUUCAGAGCUAACUUGUCAAGCAGAAAGCCACCUGUUUUAAACUCCAAAAUGUCUUCAGACUUUGAGGCAUACGAACAGGACUUUGGAACCAUUACAGCAGAAAUAACAAACAAAAUUGGAAAAAUUCCCAAACUAAGUGGAGAGGAGAAGACACAGCUGGUUCUAAAUGUCGACAAACAGCUUGAAGAAGUCAGAGAGUUGCUGGAGCAGAUGGACCUGGAGGUGCGAGAGAUCCCCAUCCAGAGCAGAGCCAUGUACAACAGCAGACUGAAGAGCUACAAGCAGGAGAUGGAAAAGCUUGAGAAAGACUUUAAAAGGUCACGUAUUGCCUACAGUGAUGAGGUGCGCAACGAGCUCCUGGGGGAUGACGCCAGCUCCUCGGAGAGCCAGAGAGCGCAUCUGUUGGACAACACAGAGAAGCUGGAAAGGUCAUCACGGAGACUGGAGGCCGGCUACCAGAUAGCAGUAGAAACUGAACAAGUGGGACAAGAGAUUCUUUCCAACCUGCACAGUGACCGUGAGAAGAUACAGAGAGCCAGAGAAAGGCUGAGAGAAACAGAUGCCAAUCUGGGGAAGAGUUCACGCAUCCUUACCGGCAUGCUGAGAAGGAUCAUCCAGAAUCGUAUCCUGGUCUUCAUCCUCGGAGCCAUCAUCCUUCUCACCAUCAUCCUGGCCAUCUAUUUCAAUCUGCGGGGCCACUGAUCUCCCAUGUACACACAUAUAUAUACACACACACACUCCCCCCCCCCCCCCCCCCAACCCCGACACAAACACCAACACACACGCGUGAUUAAUAGCGACAAAAGCGUUGUUCGGCUGUAAUUAGGACAAAUGGUCCCCAUGAAUCACUGUUUCCAAAGCCUGACAGGGAGCUUUUUUCCAUCUUUCUCCUUUCCUGUUUGCUGUUUCUUUUUCUCUUUCUUUCUUCUUCUUUUUUUUUUUUUUACCUUUUGCUUCCUUUUCGUCGUUUCUUUCUUUCUUUUUCCAUUCUCAUCUGUUUUUUUUCCUCUCUGUCAGGCUCUUACAUCUCUAGGGACCCAAAUAGGGGGAGAUGUUUUUAUGAUAGUUAAUAUUUUUCAUGGUGUUGAUCUGUGUGGUUUUGCAGCCCAUCCUGUCCUCGGGGGCACAUGGCCUGGGAUUUUUUGUAACUCUAAGCAGACUCGGAUAUGUAGAUUUUUUUUUUUUUUUUUCAGUGAUUGACAUGGGUCAAGUGUUACUCAGGAUGUGUUCGUGUGCAUGCAUGAGAGACAGAACGAGAGGUAUAAGAGCAUGUGCACAUGUAUGUUCACACAAGUGCAUGAGUGACAGUCAUAGAUUGGGGGCCCACGCUAUGUUUGUUAUUAACACCAACAGUAGACACACAUACUGUUGUAUGUAUGAGAUUCUGUAACUAAAUGAUUCAGCUGUUCUUCAUGUAGCCCCUACACAGCACAGAGGACAGUGCCUUCAGAUAAGAUAUGCUGUUCACGCUCCUCCUUUAAAAAGCUCAGCAGAGCCCAAAAUAGAUGAGUGGCGCUGCCUUGAAACGAGGGGAUGCACAUAAAAAGGUUGAGGUCAGUUCAACUUCAGUUCAGUCAAUCAAGGUGAAACUAUUUUUCAUUUUUAUCAAGACGAAACUGUUUAUUUUCAAUUAUUGCAUUCAAGAAAGGAUAUAUGAGCAUGUCCAGAGAGUUUUCAGCUGUCAAAAAAUAAAAUAAAAUCUACCAAUUUAAAUAUGAUUUUAAUUCAAAAGGGAACUGACCCCAACCUUGGCACAUACAAUACAUAAAUACAAUACAGAGAAAGGUUUAUUCUGACAUAUAACCAGCUUUAAUAACACAUUUGGUACAAUGCCCCUGCAACCUCCCAAACACAGAUUUCCAUAGCUCAUUCCUCUUUUUGACAUAAUUGUCAUUGUGGAGAAUCCUCUGCAUCAUACUGUAUGUACUAACAUUUAAGUCUGCAUCAUGUAUAGUGUUUUUGAUCUCAAUACAAGUGAUUCUAUUAUUAUUUAUUUAUAAAUGAGUUUUCAAUUAAAGUUUCUGUGCUAGAACUGUAUAUUUUAUGGAGUUAAAAUGUAUUCAAAGUGAACAUUAACCACAUGUUUUCUUCUGAUUUGGUUGUUCAGUGAUUAGACUUAAAAUGCAGACUGCACACCAGGACCAACUGCAAAGUGUGAAUUUCUAGUUUUGCGUCUUACAGGUUUUUUUUUUCUUCUUCUUCUUCUUCUGUUCUUGUAAAUGGAGCUAACUUGUCUAAGAACCUGUAAGUUCUGAAGAUUGUGAUGCAGUCCUUGUUUCUGUGUUUAUCUGUACGCUGACUGAUGAUGUGAUACAUUUGCAGGUGUUUGAAAAACGUGUGCUUGAAUUUA
Molecule: messenger RNA, 2399 nt
Organism: Thunnus maccoyii (southern bluefin tuna)
Lineage: Eukaryota; Metazoa; Chordata; Actinopteri; Scombriformes; Scombridae
Gene: vti1a
Product: vesicle transport through interaction with t-SNAREs 1A
Exons: 8
Coding region: 98-751 (217 amino acids)
Biological process (GO): Golgi to vacuole transport; vesicle fusion with Golgi apparatus; intra-Golgi vesicle-mediated transport
Cellular component (GO): SNARE complex; Golgi apparatus; endoplasmic reticulum membrane
Molecular function (GO): SNAP receptor activity; SNARE binding
Source: RefSeq, a predicted model, not a curated record